CGCCCACUUCAACGCCGGGCUCGCGACUCGCGCGCUCUGGGACGGGGCGCCAGCUGCACGGGCCAAGCUGCCUUCCGAGCCGGGGCACCGCUGCCAUCUGCGCUGCUAAGCGCCAGAGCUUCCGGGCCGCGCUCAGUCCCAAGUGGGCCACCAUGGAGGCGCAGGCACAAGGUUUGUUGGAGAGUGAACCAUUACAAGGAAGAGAUGAGGACGCAGUAGCCAGUGCUGAUUUCUCCAGCAUGCUCUCUGAAGAGGAGAAGGAAGAGCUCAGGGCAGAAUUAGUUCAGCUAGAAGACGAAAUCACGACAUUACGACAAGUCUUGUCAGCCAAAGAAAGACAUCUGGUUGAGAUCAAACAAAAGCUCGGCAUGAAUCUGAUGAACGAAUUAAAGCAGAACUUUAGCAAAAGCUGGCAUGACAUGCAAACCACUACUGCUUACAAGAAAACGCACGAAACCCUAAGUCACGCAGGGCAGAAGGCAACUGCAGCUUUCAGCAAUGUUGGGACAGCCAUCAGCAAGAAGUUUGGAGACAUGAGGUACUCCAUUCGCCAUUCCAUAAGUAUGCCUGCCAUGAGGAAUUCUCCUACUUUCAAAUCAUUUGAGGAGAGGGUUGAGACAACUGUCACAAGCCUUAAGACGAAAGUAGGUGGGGCAAACCACAGUGGAGGCAGUUUUGAGGAAGUCCUCAACUCCACAGCGCAUGCCAGUUCCCAGAACACAUCGGGAGGCCCCCGGCAGGCUGAGGAGGAGCUGCAGUGCUAGGUCCAGCCAGCCUGCAGCUGCGUCCAUGAGCUGGCUACUGGCCACUGCCUCACCCGUCUCUGCCUGAGCAUAUCCAGAUACGAAGACCAAAAUCCCACUGGGAACACCGAUGUCUUGAUAUUGUUAUUCAAAUAGCUUCUCCAGGAAGUCUCCUAAAAUGAUUUCUGUAUGUAUUUGUGUUGAUGAUGGACCAUUUAGCCACCACCCUUCAGUAAUUAUAGACGGUCAUCUUUUAAAAAAAUUGUACACACUGGAGCAGGAACACAGUUGUAAUUCUUAUCUGUGUAGUUCAACAUAUAUUUCCCAAACAUAUAGCUAUUAUUUGCUUUUAGUUUUUUGCUUGGCUUCCAUGAUGAUAUGCAUGUCCCUGAAGACUGACUGAAGUCCAUUCAGUUCUUCCGCUCAGCAGGUGGCACUCUGCCCUGUUUCCAACUGUCUCCAGCAGCAGGUGACGUCACCAAACUGCUUGUUAUCCCCUUACCAAUAUCAAUUAUGUAUGUUUAUGUACAUCAUUAAAAUAAUUGAUUUUAA
Messenger RNA from Perognathus longimembris pacificus (Pacific pocket mouse), 1295 nucleotides. It is a transcript of the gene Tpd52l1, whose product is annotated as TPD52 like 1. Gene Ontology annotation, biological process: positive regulation of apoptotic signaling pathway; positive regulation of MAP kinase activity. Gene Ontology annotation, cellular component: cytoplasm. The transcript has 7 exons. The record is from RefSeq and is a predicted model, not a curated record. NCBI's taxonomy places the organism in Eukaryota, Metazoa, Chordata, Mammalia, Rodentia, Heteromyidae. Bases 153 to 764 code for a protein of 203 amino acids.